GCAGACUAUUUCAGGAGUCAAGAAUUGCAUCUAAGGCCAUUGUCACUGUGACCUGUGAAAGAAGAACACUAAGGGAGCUUCCAGGUUCAUCUACUUAGAGGCUGUUUCUCCUUUAGUUGGAAGGCUCUGCUAGUGAUGGAUCCAUAUGUGAUUCAGAUGAGCAGCAACAGCAACCUCCCCUCCGUUCUGGAUGUGCAUGUCAACAUUGGUGGGAGAAGCUCCUUGUUGGGAAAAAUGAAAGGCAGGAAGGCCAGAUGGUCAGUGAAGCCUUCAGACAUGUCCAACAAAACUUUCAAUCCUAUCCGGGCCAUUGUGGACAGCAUGAAGGUGAAGCCAAAUCCAGACAAAACCAUGAUUGCUCUGUCAAUUGGGGACCCCACUGUGUUUGGAAACCUGCCUACAGACCCUGAAAUUACCCAAGCCAUGAAAGAUGCUCUGGACUCGGGGAAGUAUAACGGCUAUGCUCCCUCCAUUGGCUACUUAUCCAGUCGGGAGGAGAUUGCUUCUUACUACCACCGGCCCGAGGCACCCCUGGAAGCUAAGGAUGUCAUUCUGACUAGUGGCUGCAGUCAGGCUAUUGAACUUUGUUUAGCUGUGUUGGCCAACCCAGGACAAAACAUCCUAGUUCCGAGACCUGGUUUCUCUCUCUAUAGGACAUUGGCUGAAUCGAUGGGAAUUGAGGUCAAACUCUACAAUUUAUUGCCAGAGAAGUCUUGGGAAAUUGACUUGAAACAAUUGGAAUCUCUGAUUGAUGAAAAGACGGCUUGUCUCAUUGUUAAUAAUCCAUCAAACCCCUGUGGGUCAGUGUUCAGUAAAAGUCAUCUCCAGAAAAUUCUGGCUGUGGCUGCAAGGCAGUGUGUCCCCAUCUUGGCUGAUGAGAUCUAUGGAGACAUGGUGUUUUCGGAUUCCAAAUUUGAGCCUCUGGCCACCCUCAGCAGAAACGUCCCCAUCCUGUCCUGUGGAGGGCUGGCCAAGCGCUGGCUGGUUCCUGGCUGGAGGUUGGGCUGGAUCCUCAUCCAUGACCGAAGAGACAUUUUUGGCAACGAGAUCCGAGAUGGGCUGGUGAAGCUGAGUCAGCGGAUCCUGGGGCCCUGCACCAUCGUCCAGGGAGCUCUGAAAAGCAUCCUGCAUCGCACCCCUCAGGAGUUCUACCACAACACCCUGAGCUUCCUGAAGUCCAAUGCUGAUCUUUGCUAUGGGGCAUUGGCUGCCAUCCCUGGACUCCAGCCAGUCCGUCCUUCUGGGGCCAUGUACCUCAUGGUUGGAAUUGAGAUGGAACAUUUCCCAGAAUUUGAGAAUGAUGUGGAAUUCACGGAGCGGUUAGUUGCUGAGCAAUCAGUCCACUGCCUCCCAGCAACGUGCUUCGAGUACCCGAAUUUCUUCCGAGUGGUAAUCACAGUCCCCAAAGUGAUGAUGCUGGAGGCCUGUAGCCGGAUCCAGGAGUUCUGUGAGCUGCACUACCAUUGUGCUGAAGGGAGCCAGGAGGAGUGUGACAAAUAGGCCCAAGUCCAUUCUCUUGAGCAUGAGUCCCAUCCGGGGAGGGCUGGGCUGGGCCUUGCUGUUCCUCAAGAGGAAUCAGGUGCCCCUACUGGGAGAGGGGCCUCAAAAGCAUGUCAAGGGUUCAGAAUUGCUCCUGCUUUCCCCCAACUAUGUCCACAUACACACUCUGCAUCCCAGAUUCUCCUCUCACUCUGCUCUGCUGGAGUGACUCACUAAUUCAUGAAUCCGCCCCCUCCUAUAUGACUUCCUCCUUUUUUCCUGAGAGUACUAGGUGAGCAAAAUUUACCAGAAAGUGGUAGAGACAAAAAAAGUAAAAGCUCAUGAUGAGAGGAACAAAAGAUUGAAUUUGUGCCCCCAAACAUUUCCUCAUACUGUAAGUAAGAGUACACUCUCUCCAGUCAGGUCUGACGCCCAACUCUGUUAUUGCUUCACUUCAGGUAUACCUC
Messenger RNA from Callorhinus ursinus (northern fur seal), 1946 nucleotides. It is a transcript of the gene TAT, whose product is annotated as tyrosine aminotransferase. The record is from RefSeq and is a predicted model, not a curated record. Gene Ontology annotation, biological process: L-phenylalanine catabolic process; L-tyrosine catabolic process; biosynthetic process. Gene Ontology annotation, molecular function: pyridoxal phosphate binding; L-tyrosine:2-oxoglutarate transaminase activity. Lineage: Eukaryota; Metazoa; Chordata; Mammalia; Carnivora; Otariidae.